GGUAGUUGCGCAUGCGCCGUGGACAUCACCGCAGACGCACAUUCCCCGCUUUUCGUCCCCGCAGCCUCUAUUAUUGCCAACGUGCAGUAAGAAGCGAGCCACUUGCGGCUCUGUAAUUGUCUUAACGCUUGAACACGUGCAUAUAUUCUUACUGGUGUUUCAUGAGGAGCAGCAAGCGGACACCAAAAUUCAAUUAAAUUCCCCGCACAGUUAAUGGUCAUUCCAUUACCAUGGCAACGGAAGAUAAGAAGCCAGAGACUGACACGAAACCUCCAGUGGGGACGUCGGCAUCUUCCACUCAGAGCAAGUCAGCUCCUGCCAAGCCCAACUACGGACUGAAGUUUACACUAGCUGGCCACACUAAAGCCGUCUCGUCUGUCAAGUUCAGUCCCAGCGGAGAGUGGCUCGCCAGCUCCUCUGCUGAUAAACUGAUCAAAAUCUGGGGAGCUUAUGACGGGAAGUUUGAGAAAACCAUAUCUGGACACAAACUUGGCAUAUCCGAUGUGGCCUGGUCGUCUGACUCCAACCUCCUGGUUUCUGCGUCUGAUGAUAAGACCUUGAAGAUCUGGGACGUCAGCUCGGGAAAAUGCUUGAAGACCCUGAAAGGUCACAGCAACUACGUGUUCUGUUGUAAUUUCAACCCGCAAUCCAAUCUGAUCGUAUCGGGAUCGUUUGACGAGAGUGUUCGAAUAUGGGACGUGAAGACUGGGAAAUGUUUGAAAACAUUGCCCGCUCAUUCGGACCCCGUUUCUGCUGUCCAUUUCAACAGAGAUGGCUCCCUGAUCGUGUCCAGCAGCUACGAUGGUCUUUGCCGAAUUUGGGACACGGCAUCUGGGCAAUGCUUAAAAACACUCAUAGAUGACGACAACCCUCCUGUGUCAUUUGUCAAGUUUUCUCCCAACGGGAAAUACAUCCUGGCCGCCACACUUGAUAACACGCUGAAGCUGUGGGACUACAGCAAAGGAAAGUGCUUGAAGACAUAUACGGGCCAUAAAAAUGAGAAGUACUGCGUAUUUGCCAACUUCUCGGUCACAGGUGGAAAGUGGAUCGUGUCAGGCUCUGAGGACAAUAUGGUGUACAUUUGGAACCUCCAGACAAAGGAGAUCGUGCAGAAACUGCAGGGCCACACAGACGUGGUCAUUUCGACCGCCUGCCACCCGACUGAGAACAUCAUCGCAUCUGCGGCACUAGAAAAUGACAAAACCAUUAAACUUUGGAAAAGCGAUUGCUAAAGCCUGACAUUCAUAUAUCUUCUUUUUAGACACUUUUUUUCUAUUUUUUAUAAAUCAAGAGACUUUUUUUUUUUUUUUUUUUUUUUCCCCCCACUUGCGAAGUGGUGCUGGAUGCAGAGCUUCUGGCAACCAGUUAUGUGACUCCUUGCCCCCCAGAAUCUCCCGAAAAAUAUUAAUAUUGUUUGUUCUGCACUACAUGCAUAAUUAAUUCAUUUCAGAUGGUUUGAUGUCCUGUCGCCUCCCCUCGCACACACUGUUAUUUUGCAAAAUGGGUGACUUGUUUAAACAAUUUACUAACACAAUUUCCUCUGGUUCAGUAUUAUUGGACAGAACUUUUGACCUCAACACGUUUCAUAAGAAUUCGCUGUCUGUACAAUCAAAGAAAAGGUUACUACUUUGUCUGUGUUAUUGUUCAACAAUGUCAGGCUUGAUUUUGUUUUUCUAAUAAACAUGAUGCCCAUUGCA
Syngnathoides biaculeatus (alligator pipefish) is the source of this 1697-nucleotide messenger RNA. RefSeq names its product WD repeat domain 5 (gene wdr5). Gene Ontology annotation, cellular component: Set1C/COMPASS complex. The record is from RefSeq and is a predicted model, not a curated record. Gene Ontology annotation, molecular function: histone binding. The transcript has 14 exons. Bases 231 to 1232 code for a protein of 333 amino acids. NCBI's taxonomy places the organism in Eukaryota, Metazoa, Chordata, Actinopteri, Syngnathiformes, Syngnathidae.